Molecule: messenger RNA, 524 nt
Organism: Paraglomus occultum
Lineage: Eukaryota; Fungi; Glomeromycota; Glomeromycetes; Paraglomerales; Paraglomeraceae
Source: the annotation of a GenBank genome assembly
AUGACCAAAGAGUCACCCGUGAAGAACACAGCUCCACCAACGUAUAAAUUUAAAGUAAACAAAGAAUAUUCGAAUCAUAAGCCCAGGAUGCUCAUCCCACCUCGUCGAAAAGCGAUCCAUAAUUUCUACGAGUUUCAAAAAAAGUGCCUGGAACUCUCGGCAGAUUAUUACCAAGGCAUCGCCAAUUUGAUGCGAGAAACCGACGUUACUCUAUUCAUAUCACCACUUAACCAGGGUGAUCCACUUCAAAUAAUCAACGAAACUGGGAUGGUGAUCAGCGGUAUGCUUAACCCACCUUCGACUACGUAUGGUAGCGGUCCGGGCGCUGUUAAACAUAAUAAGGAAAAUAACGGCGAGAACGUUCAAGAACUGGAAAGCGGACCAAAUAAACCAACGCAAAGGAAUAAACGAGCGCCCCGACAAUUAUGGGGAGAAGAGGAAGUGGCGAGACUUAAAGCGUCUUUUACGAAAUAUCAGGGGGAUUGGGAGGCAAUUAUAAAGGAAUUUGAACCCGAUAGAACUAG